AGGCAGCCAAAACAAAAAACAAAAAAAAAGGUUCCCGUUCAUUCCUUUGCAUCUUACAUUGCGUAUGGAUUAACGUUACCGUUCCAUGGUUUCAUGACGCGGCAACUGGAUGACUUACGAUAUUGUGCGGCAUCGAGUGAUACGUAACCCGUGGUGAUGUGUUGAAGUUUUGUUUUUAGAAAAGUGAAACAAAAAAUUUAAGGAAAAACGAGCAUCGUUCGUCUGUUUUGCUCCAUUUUCCAAAAGGAUUCAGGGCACAUUUUGUGUCUUUCCUUUUCUUCUUACCCAACUGAGAGUGUGACAAAUCGUACCGACGGAUAAUACCGACCUUAGCGUGGUACGCAAAAGCGCCCGUUGCGAUAUAAUUCUGCUGGAUGGUUUGCUUUACGCAAGUGCACGCCGGGAAUGGAUCACUGUAAAGCCGGAUGUAACCGAUGACGGUACAAGAAGGUUACAAACCAACCAAAAAGCCUGUGCAUGCGGCUUCCGUGGGUGUAUGUGAGCAAAACAAAUGACCUCUUGAGAUGUGAAACGAAUGUACGGAAUGCUUUGUGGAGUGAAAAGAAAGCACCCAAAGCCAAACGAACUAAAGCAACUCUCAACUUCAGUAUUGCAGCAUGCGUUACAGUGUCGAGUACAGUAGGUACGCCUCUGUACAGCUCAAAAUACAAACCACACACAUACACACGCAUUCGCACCAUUCCGGCAAAGCCUCGGGAUAUUCGGUCUGUGUGAGAUUACUGUAAAAAAAAAAACGAGCAAGCUUCCGGCGGCCCCGAACGGGUGGUGAAACCAUUUAUCACUGGAACGACACCGGAACGUGGCAUCUUGGUGACGCGACAAUCAGGCGCGUACUUGGGGCCAGCUUACCAAACCACAAGCAAAUGUACAUAAAAACACACGCACACACACAUCAUGUUGGAGUAUAUGUAUAAAGCAAACACUGGAACCGAAAGCGGAUUAUCGGUCCAAAAAUCCAACCGAAUAAUUGCACCGCACCGAGCGUGUGUAGCUUUUUGGGGCUGGAAAGAAAAUCCAACCACCGAUCAAAAAAAAAAAGGAGGGGAACGCCGUCAUUGUAGGAACAAUGGGUAUAUGGGUGGAAUUUUCACCGGUGCCCUGGUGGGACGAUGAUAAGAGCGCAUAUUAUCAACCACCUUUUUCAUCUGCAUCAUCCCUUUUUUACUCCAAAUUCCCAACUUCCCCCACCGGUGGAAAGUUGUUCAAUUAUAACUGCAUUAGCGUACCAUAAUACCGGCGUGUUUGAGUAAGAUCCUCGCAAUUUUACCACUUUGCAUAAGUUUUCCACCGUUAUCAAGCCUCCCACCCUCCCACCUCAGCUACACACACCGGAAACGCAUCCACCGAACGAAACUAUGCCCAGAUGCUGUGAGUGUGUAUGUGUGCUUUUUGAAGGAAGGAUAGCGAUUCUUUGCAUACCAAAACCACACUCAAUAAUCCUUCGUAUAGGAGGACACAUUUUGGUAGUGGAAGUAAAAGUGGAAAGCUCACAACACUAGCGGAACUCCUUCCGGAACCGGAUGCUUCGCAGACAGCGUUUGUCGAAGUUUGUGCCCUUGUGACGGGAAAUUCCAUAUAAAAAAUGUGUAUAUGUGUGUGAGUUUGUGCCUUUCAUAUGUAUAUAUAAGUGUGAGUGUUAGUGUGCUGAUGUUCAUUUCCUUUCCAUUUUAGAUACCAUUAAAAACUGGAGUAUAAUUGAAUUUGAUAAUUUGCCUUUCGUUAUCGCUAGCAAAUUAUUCAACGGUGAAGCUUUUUGCGCGCGUGCUUUUCAGUGUGUUUGUGACAGUAAUUGAAAAGCAGUUACAAAAAAUAGAAAAUAAUAAAAGAAGUUAAAACAAAACCACAAAAAAUUCAGUAUUGGAGAAUAGUGAUAGAGGUGCAUCUAUCCGUACGGUUCAACCAAUAGUGCAACAGUGGGCAAACCAUGUGCAUUGAGUACGAUUUGUGGUUUUGACUAGUGAUACUGCAACUGAUCGGCGUUAUGGUGGAUCCACUGAAAAUAUUCUGGGUACUGACAAACAGCACUUAUUUAGUUACUAAAUUCAUCAAAACAGGUAUUGCCGACAAGAACGACUACCCGCUCUAUUUCGAGAAGGUUAUCUAUGAGGCGGACAUCGACGAAAAUGUGGAGCUCAAUCACAACUUUCUUAACGUCACCGCAAAGACACACGGUGAGGCGGCCGGUGUACGAUACAAGAUCUCGAGCGGUAACAUAGGCAAUGUGUUUGCGAUACGCAACACAACUGGCGCUUUGUACGUAGCUAAAGCGUUGGAUUAUGAGAAGAUCAAAAAGUAUGAGCUACGGUUGACGGCAUCGGAUAAUUUUAAGGAGAACUACACCACCGUUCUGAUCAACGUACGAGAUGUAAACGACAAUCCGCCAGUGUUUGAGAAAUCGUCAUAUCGCACACAAAUCACUGAGGAGGAUGAUCGAGGGCUGCCGAAACGUGUGCUGCGGGUCACCGCCUCCGAUGCCGAUGUGGAACGGCCGAACAACAUCAUCUACUUCCUGACCGGGCCCGGUAUUGACAUCGAAAAUCCCUCCGACAGCAACUUUGACAUCAACAAGGCCACCGGGGAGAUAUUUGUGCUGAAGCCUCUCAACCGAGAUCCACCCCAUGGACGGGCGUCAUGGAAGUUCACUGUCUUCGCCCAGGACGAAGGUGGUGAGGGAUUGGUUGGGUUCACCGAAGUGCAGAUCAACCUGAAGGAUGUUAAUGACAAUGCGCCACAGUUUCCCAAUGGUAUCGCGUACGGUAAUGUGACCGAAAAUGGUACCAUCGGUAUGCACGUGAUGACUAUAAAGGCCGAAGACUACGACGAUGUGAACGAGGGCACUAACGCGAAGGUGAUCUAUUCGAUCGAGAAAAACGCUAUCGAGGAAGAUACGGGUUUGCCGAUCUUUGACAUUAAUCCCGAUACCGGGCUCAUCACGACGGCCGUAUGCUGUCUCGAUCGGGAGAAAACACCCGAUUACUCGCUGCAAAUUGUGGCCACCGAUGGUGGUGGUUUGAAGGGUACGGGUACGGCAUCGAUUAAGGUUAAGGAUCUGAACGAUAUGCCGCCCCGUUUCACCAAGGACGAGUGGUUUGUGGAGGUGGAAGAAACGGAUGGUAGUGUGCUGCCCGAGGCACCCAUCCUAACCGUAACCGUGAACGAUGACGAUGAGAUAAACAACUUCCAGUACAAGAUCAUCGAAAGCAGUGGCUACGGAGCGGACAAAUUCGCGAUGGUAAAGAAUGCGGACGGAACCGGCAGUUUGAAGGUGGUACAACCGUUAGACUACGAAGACCCGAUGCAGAUCAAUGGGUUUCGCUUUCGGAUACAGGUCAUCGACAACGAAGGGAUAGACGAGAGCGACAAGUACCACGUCGAUCAUUCCUGGGUAAUUGUGAAGUUGAAGGACAUCAACGAUAAUACACCGCGCUUUAAGAAACCCCACAUUGAAGCGGCCGUUUACGAGAACGCGGAUGUUGGGAAAAAUUUAGGCACUUUCAAAGCAGUCGACAUCGAUAAGGGUGGCAAAAGUAAGAUCACCUACAGCAUUAAUCGUUCAACGGAUCGGAAGCGUCAGUUUGCCAUCAACCAGGAAGGUUCGGUAACGAUCCAGCGUGAACUGGAUCGGGAAGCAAUGUCGAAACAUGCGCUAGAAAUUCUCGCCACCGACGAUGGUACACCGCCACGCACCGCAUCCGCCAUCUUGACCGUGGUGGUGAAGGACAUCAACGAUAAUGCGCCAGUGUUCGCGGAAGAUUACCGGCCUAUUUUGCUCGAAAACUCACCACCGUCAAAAAUUAUUGAAAUAUCCGCAGUCGAUAAGGACGAUCGGCUUAAAGGUAAUGGGCCACCGUUCCAGUUCCGCAUGGAUCCGGAUGCGGACGAUGUGAUUCGCACAUCCUUCAAGGUGGAGCAAAGUAAUAAAGGCGAUGGUAUGGCCAUCAUAUCGUCCCUGGGAUCGUUCGAUCGUGAGUAUCGCAAACAGUACACGAUCCCGAUCGUUAUCAAAGAUUCGGGAACACCACCACAGACCGGUACCAGCACGCUUACGAUCACAAUUGGCGAUUUGAACGAUAACAUUAUGCAGCCCGGUUCGAAGGAAGUCGUCGUGUACAAUUACCAGGGUCAGGCCCCGGACACACCGAUCGGGCGUGUGUUUGUGAACGAUCUGGAUGAUUGGGAUACUUCCGACAAGUUGUUCUACUGGGACGAGGCAGAGAAUCCACGCUUCAAGCUAGACGACACGUCCGGCAUGGUGACGAUGAGACGUGGCGCACGUGAAGGACGCUAUAAGCUACGGUUCAAGAUAUACGACCGUAAGCACGCGCAGGAAUCGCACGCUAACAUGUCGGUGGUGGUGAAACACAUCUCGUACGAAGCGAUCGUCAACUCGGGCUCAAUCAGGCUGAUCGGCAUCACGGAUGAAGAUUUCAUACGAAUCUGGAACUAUCGCACACAAAACAUCUUCCGCAGCAAGUUGGAACGGUUCCGCGAGAAGUUGGCAGAGUUGCUGAACGUGGACGUCAAGAAUGUGGAUGUGUUUAGCGUGCAGAUGAAGGAUAAAUCCGUCCCGCUCACGGAUGUGCGGUUCGCUGUCCACGGUGCAUACUACUAUAAAGCAGUACAGCUGAACGGGGUCAUAUUGCUGCACAAGGAGGAAAUCGAGCAGGACGUCGGCAUUAACAUUACGAUGGUUAAUGUGGACGAAUGUCUGUUGGAGAAUGCUGACUGUGCCGGUUCCUGCACUAGCAUUAUCGAGGUCCAAACGAACCCCUGCUUGGUGAAUGCCAAUAAAACUGCCCUGGUUGGAGUGCAGAUUAACUCCACUGCGGAAUGUGUUUGUAGCUCGCGAGAAUACAAACAGCAACAAACGUGCAAAUCCCACCCAUGUCUAAAUGGGGGCCGCUGUACGGAUUCAAAGUCGGGCAUCAAGUGUUCCUGUCCGCCGGGCUAUACUGGGCCACGGUGUCAGCAGGUGGUGCGUAGCUUCCGUGGUAGCGGUUGGGCCUGGUACCCACCGCUCGACAUGUGUGACAAAUCGCACAUUAGCGUCGAAAUCAUCACAACGAAACCGGAUGGCUUAAUCUUUUACAACGGACCUAUAACUCCACCGAAGGAGGACGAUACAACGAAACAGCUGUCGGACUUUAUCGCACUCGAGCUUGAGCAGGGUUACCCGCGCUUUCUCAUCGACUAUGGUUCCGGUACGCUGGAACUACGCAUCACAACAAAGCAUCCACUAAACGACGGUGAGUGGCAUCGUAUCGAUCUGUUCUGGGACACGGAACAGGUUAAAAUGGUGGUCGAUUUUUGUAAAACAGCCGAAAUCACCGAAGCCGACGAUGGCAAUCUGGUGGAGUUUGUGGACCAUACCUGUCAAGCGCUUGGCAAGGUGCCACAGUUCAACGAAUAUCUUAAUCUCAACACACCGCUCCAGAUCGGUGGUGUCUUUAGGGAUAAGUUCGAUUACACGUACAACCGUUGGCAGUACAUGCCGGUUGGGGUCGGCUUUGAGGGAUGCAUCCGGGAGUUCAAGCAUAAUGGCAUUCUGUACGAUAUGUCUCAUCCGGGACUUUCGAAGGGUAGUGCACCGGGAUGUCUGUACACGCAGGAGGUGUGCGAUCUUAAUCCACAGGUUGCUCGGUGCUUGGAGCAUGGCAAGUGUGUUGGUAGCUACGACGAAGCCAAGUGUGAGUGUAAUCCUGGUUGGACGGGAACCUACUGCAGCUUGCCUACAACUCCGACCACGUUCAAGACGCAUAGCUACGUCAAGUAUGCGCUCAGCUUUGAGCCGGAUAAGUUCACGACUCAGAUUCAGCUGCGAUUCCGUACGCGCGAAACGUACGGCGAACUGUUCCGCAUCAGCGAUCAACAUAUGCGCGAGUAUGGCAUUAUCGAGCUGAAGAAUGCAAAGGUUUAUUUCCGGUACAGCUUAAAUACGGGCCAGGUGGAUGAGCAGGAAGUGGCCCUAACGGCGGUCGAGGUAGACGAUGGACAAUGGCACGUGGUGAAGGUGCAACGUUACGGUUCUGCCGCUAUACUGGAGCUCGACGGUGGUGAGGGAGCCAACUUCAACCAGAGCUUUUCCUUCGACGGUCAUCAGUGGUUGUCGGUGAACAAGCAGGAGGGUGUAUUUGCUGGAGGCAAACCGGAGUUUACCGGUGUAAAGACGUACGAUGUAAAAUCUGACUAUCAGAAGAGUUGCAUCGAUGAUAUUAGAUUGGAUGGUAAAAGCUUACCACUUCCACCAGCCACCAAUGGUACGCAGUGGGGUCAGGCCACGAUGGCAAAGAACAUCGACCGGUACUGCUCGUCCAACAAUCCCUGCCAGAACGCGUACUGUCCCGAUCCAUUCGAGUGUGUCGACCUGUGGAACAAGUACGAAUGCGCCUGCGGUGAUGGUAUGAUCAUAUCACCGGAAGGGAAAACCUGCAUCGACCGUAACGAGUGUCUGGACUAUCCGUGUCUGAAUGGUGGCACUUGCAUCAACCAGGAGCCCCGCCUGAAGUACAAGUGCAUCUGUCCGGACUCGUACUGGGGCGAGAGUUGUGAGUUUCUGAAGGAACGACAAGCGCUUAAAUUCAGCACCAGUGCCUUGGCCGCCGUAAUAGCCUGCCUAUUACUGAUCAUUAUUUUGCUGUUUGUAUAUUUCUCCUGCUCCCGGCGUCGUUCGGCUAACUUCAACAAGAAACCGGCCACCAAGGAUGACAUCCGCGAGAACAUUAUCAACUAUUGCGACGAGGGCGGUGGCGAGAACGAUAUGACGGCGUUCGACAUGAAAACGCUCAAAAUCCCAAUCGGUCCGCUGCCGGAGCUCGUCCAACAUAAGGCACCGCCAGUACGUCCAGAUAUUGCCGUCGUGUCCGACCAGGUCGUCGGCAAGGUGGACGUGUUCCUGGACGACCGGAAGCGACGCGUCGACAUCGACCCAGCCUCCGGGCCAUUCGACGAUCUGCGUAACUACGCCUACGAAGGUUGUGGGAGUACCUCUGGCUCGCUAAGUUCCUUACAGUCAGGUACGGACGAUGAACCCCAUGAGUAUAGCUUUUUAACCACAUGGGGUCCCCGUUUCGAUAAGUUAGUCAAUAUUUACGAACCAAGCAAAGCGCAAAUCGAAGAUGACGAUGUUAGUUAAAAGUAGCUGUCUCGCGGCCCAGGUGUCUAGGUCUAAUCCGCAGGUCCGUGUUGUGUGUCGCAUCGUUUUAGUUUUGUUCGGCCAGGCCCGCAGGUACGAUACCGAUGAUGCGCAACACGGCUCCGUUGUAGAUACAAAGCGUACAGUUUUGCGAGCAUAGCGAAGAAACAAAGAAACAAAGAAACCAAAACCAAUAGUCGUAUACAUACAAAUAUAUUAUAUUUUCCUUAUUGAAAACGUUCCCCAUUCACGUGGGAAGUCGGGAACGGAGGCUAGCAGGUUCUCGCGUAGAUAUAUUCUCUGUAAAAAAAUACAUUUAAAAAAUCCCCAAAUUACUCAUUAACGGCACGCAAUCGAACGAUCUCCAUUCGUGGGGAACGAAAGGGGAAAAAGCAAACAGUGCUGCCCCGAAAGUCGGACCGCCAAUAGUGUUACCGUUUGCAAAUGGGGCAAAUAGAUAAGGACAUAUUGAAAUCGAUUUUAUUAACUUCCAAUAAACCGUUCGUUACGGUAAAGGUGCAUAAUGCAGAUUAGAAUGAUAUGAUCAUGCGUGGACAUUAAAUGUACGCCAUGAUUUGACACCACUGCAUUCGCUCUCAUAAUGUGUACCGUAAAUAAUGUAAAUACUGCAUGUAAAAAAUUUAACUCAACUAUUCGUCUCGUGCAAAUAUACUAGCUCCAUACACCCGGGUUAACCGGGCAAAACUGGAGAAUGAUAAAUGAGUGUUCUUUAUGAAAGGACGUUACGAAGGAUGCUCCACCAAGGUGAAGAAAAAAAAAUCAACAUGGGUGAUGGGUGGGUGAAUUAGCUAAUGGGGUAUGGGGAUGAGAUUUUUUUUAUAAAAAAUAUUUUAUCAUCCAUUUGCAUAAGUGUGUAUCGGUGUGUUCCUUCGAAAGGAUGGAGAAGCUAAUGCGAAUGGAAUGCUGGUGUUGCGUGGGAAUCAUAAAGAAACGUGAUCGAUGGAUGGUUAAUCCUUAGAAACUCCACACUAAAACCCACAAGAUGUAACAAAUCGAUCAAACGUUGAUGUUGUUUUAUUGUUCUUGUUUGUUUGUGUUGCUCAAAUGGUAUAUAGAACGAACGUGUGUUGGAUACCAAUACAUACACAAACACAAAAUCCUAGAACAUGAAAUGGACUGCAUUUCAUAAGCUGUAUGCACUUCUUUGAAGCGCACCAUUCAAAAGGUUCAUAAACCAUUAAAAGACAGACGCUUCAAAAGCAAACUAAUCUGCUGGUCAACAGUUCAUCUAACGCGAUGGUCAGCUGAUAGAGCAAAUUUAGCAAAAACGUAAUUUACCAAAAAACCCCCAUUGAAACAACCCCACGAGGAAAUAGUGAAUCAAAAUGAAAAUUAUAAAAAAAACACACACACACAAACAAACAGCAAAACAAAGCUCGUCCAGAAGCGAACGAAAAGCCACAAAUAGUCAAACAUUUACGAACAAAACUCUAAACUCAAUCAGAAAAGGAAGGGAAACAAAAAACGCGGGGACAAAAGCUCAAAACCCGGUACAUUUUACAAGCAAACACACUCACCAAAAAUGCCGGACAUCCUGCUCUUGGUGGAGUGAAAACUUUUUUUUCUUCAACUUCGGCGAACUGCGGCGAACAGAAAAGAACACUGCGCCGAGCUAUUCACAAAAGCCAAGCUCUUUAUCAAAAGAAAGCGCACCGUUCCAACUUAGAUGGGUUUCUGGUUUCUUUCGAAGUUUUCUUUUCUUUUUUCUUUAGUGUUUAGUUUUUGUUUGCAAAGAGGGAGAGUGAAAACCCUUCCACAGCGAGUCAGUUUCAGUGUUUUGUUCUUCCUAAGGUUCGCUUUUAGCUGACCGUUAGUGAAAAGCGAGUGAAUACCACCCCGAAAGGAAGGUCAGUGGCUAGAGCACAUCGUCGGGUGUAUGGUGGAUCCGAACCGAGCCAAAUCUCUUUAAACAUUCCACCGUCGUGCUGUACCCUCCUCGUUCCGGCCGUUUUCCACACCAACAACCUGCCUGGAAAACUUUACAUUUUCCGCCCGCCCUUUCCCAAAUUGCCAUUCACGAACGCAAACCGAUGGUAACUUAAACCGAGCCACUCGGCUAACAUCGGCAUCGGGUGAAGGAUCAAUGGAAAUUGUGCCAUUUUACAACAAAAAAAAAACACGAGACAAAUGAAGCCACUCACUCGUGCAUCAAGAAUAACUUGUGUUUUAUCAAUUACGAUGAACGUUCCAAUCACUGAACGGUGCAAGCAAUGGUGGAUGGAUGACGGCAUAUACGGCAGGAAAUGGGGUUCUAUGUGGCAAUGGAUCAAAAGCGGAUCAUCCUCGUGCUGGAAUAUGAAGAAGAUGAGCGAUACGAACGAGCUUCUGUUUACCAAUUUGAAGCGUUUAUUGAGCGAACGUGCAGAACAUCAGCACAGUACGUGUCUGCCGCAGUGCAUAGAAUGAAUGCAAUGGAGCUGCAUUUUGCUGCAAUGCAUUUUCUGUCCCCUUUUUUCCGGCGCAACUGAAAGGAUUUCGGUUUCGGUGUGUGUCUAGAAUGGUGCGUUGUUUUUUUUCUUACUUUCAUUCUUUCUUUACUGAAUGAAAAGCAAACGAUGAAAAGAUUGUUAGAUGUUAUCGGACGUGUUAGGAGAGGGGGGAGGGAGGUUCGUUUCUUUUAUCCCCCACCCACCCCGCCAUCCUGCUUUGUUCUGUUUGAGCAUGAAUUUACAUACUUUAUCAGAUUAUCGAACCGAAUGAAUCCCGCCAGUGACCGACGGGUUUAAGUUUGUGUUUGUUUUGUUGAUCUGCAUUGAUAGGUGUUCCGUGUGGAAGGAAACCUUAGAUUUAUAGAGAUCGCCAACAGUAAGUAUUUUAUUUUAUGCCGAACAACCACACUAGCUGGAAUAGAAGAAUUAUUGAUUUUUAAUGCUGUUAUGCAUCCUUCUACGAACUUUUGCUGCUUCUUGGUGUACUCAUAAGCAGAUUUCUCGGAAAGGAUAAGAGCAUCGAUGGAAUCCUUACAAAUAAAAGUAUAUUUGUUUGCUUUUCUAGUUAGAUAUCUCGAGGAGGAUAUCUCGAGCUACUCGAGGAGGUUUCUGUUUAUUUUUUUUUUCGAAAAGGAUUGUUAUUCGGUUCCCCGAACAAGUUCGAACCAAGUUGGAUACUUGUUCGGAAAGCAUACAAAAAUGCCAGUGGGUAGCAAAGAAGUAACGAGCGCUCGGAACCGUUUCUGGGUUAUUUACGAUACCUGAUUGAAGCGCAAACAUAGUUGAUUCAUCUAAUUGUGUGUGUGUAUGUAAAACGAGUUGGAGGGAAUUGUAAUAUAAAUAAAAUAAAAAUCGAUAAGUGUAGUAUCUGCAGCAAGGAACAUAAAUCAAAAACCAAUCUUCAUCCGGUUGCCGCCGGGAUGAUCGCAAAACGAAAAACUCGAAUGCAAUUCGACUGUAAUUGAUCACUUCGAUCGGUAGGACAAAAAAAAGGAAGAAUGAGCAGAGUGAGAAAGUGCAAGAUUCAAAUCAAAAUGAAAUAGUACAUACGAAACAUGAAAGUGUAGUGUCCAAUCAACUAAACCAAGCAACAAAAAAAGAAAACAGGCCAUAAGCGGACUAUAAAUGGAUUAUAUAUAAAACGAUAACCAAAAACAAACAGAACAACAGAAGAAAUACAACAAAAAGGAAGAAAAAAAAUCAGCAUUUAAAACGAUGCCGGUACUAUAUUGAAACAAAACACUCCACUUCAUUGGGUUUGUGAGACAUAUUUUGUUUUUUAGGUUUUUAAGUAAAUUACAAACAAAUGGGAUAAAACCCACUUGUUUGGUGAGCAAAAAAAAAACGAGAAAGAAAAAAAAUCAAACAAAAACCAGUCACAAGAGAGAUGUGAAAAUCGUACGUUGUAAAGAUAAGAGUUUAAUAAAAAACUAUUAAAUACAAACCAAA
Anopheles funestus (African malaria mosquito) is the source of this 11052-nucleotide messenger RNA. RefSeq names its product neural-cadherin-like. Gene Ontology annotation, molecular function: calcium ion binding. The transcript is spliced from 11 exons. Gene Ontology annotation, biological process: homophilic cell-cell adhesion. The record is from RefSeq and is a predicted model, not a curated record. Gene Ontology annotation, cellular component: plasma membrane; cell-cell junction. Bases 2003 to 7153 code for a protein of 1716 amino acids. Lineage: Eukaryota; Metazoa; Arthropoda; Insecta; Diptera; Culicidae.